CUGUCAAAAGGUAUUUAAAUACACCACUUGUAAACCAAAUUGUGAUGUCUAAUAAUAAUCAUGGUUCACAGAUUUAUCAAAGUGUGCAGUCAAUUCUUGACAAUAUUUUGAAAUUGUUGUGUGCCAAAAAUGUUCUGACAACGUGGAUUAACCGAUAUGUAUCUGCAAGCGAAAAAUGCCAACUCUAAGUUUAAAGAGAGGGAACGACCAAUUAAACAAUCACACUCACAGGUUAACGAUGCUAAUAUUGAAGACCAUUUCAGGAAGCGCUCUGUUAGCGAUGUUUCCCAGGAUUCCACCGCAUCAACUGUUUUAACAUCACCGAGCCCGACCGAUAUUUCUAUUCCGAGCCCAAGUCCAAGUCCAACGGCAACCAGGUCAAAUCAAAAUGGUAAGAUGGGUCCUCGGCGUGAUUCCUCGGUAUCCGGUUCAUCUGUGGGAGGACUUUCCCGGAUUCCUACAAUGGCCAAGGGGUCACAGCUAUCCAUGCAGUCCAGCUUCAACCUCGAUAUGGAAUCAGCUAGGGGAACCCCUGUCAAACCACCGGAGACCCUACAUAAUAGUGCAGAUAUUACAAAGAAGAAUAAAACAUCAAGAGAAGCCAACCGUCUUGCACUGGCUCCUAAACUGAUUUUACAAGCGGCAAAGAAGAAUGAUACCGAAACCCUAACCCGUCUUCUGACGGAAUUUCCUGGCGCGGAUCUAACGGCUGUAGAUGAAAAUGGGAAAACAGUUUUGCAUCAUUGUGCGAAUAAUGGGGAUGCAAACAAUGUAGACACUCUGCUGUUGCAAGGAGCUCAGCCUAAUACAAUUGACAAGAAUGGUCAAACUGCACUUCAUUUGGCCGCCAAGAAAAACGCAGUAGAGGUGAUAGAAAUGUUGGCCGUCAAUGGCGCCUUGCUGGAUUAUCCUGAUGCUAAAACAGGCCAGACAGCCCUACACCUUGCAGUGGCCAAGAACUUUCUGUCCAGUGUCCAAAUCCUUAUUUUUAGCGGCGCAGACACAACAAUUAAAGACAAGCAAGGACGGACACCGCACAUGUUUUGUCGGUCGAAAGAGAUGAGGACUUUACUUGCAAUGAACAGCUCCGCUGCUCUCAAUGUAUCUAUGGGAGAGAUGAUGCUACAGACGGUUGAAGUGAUCAGAGGAGCAAAAACUUACUGUGAAAGGCUUGACGUCACAAUCGACUUUGCCUCCGGAGCUGUUGGUGAUAAAUUCUCGACGAUGUGCAGACGACAACCUAUUGACUUUUGUGACGUCAAAUUUCAAUUCGCAGCAUCAGAAGAGGUCAUUAGUGACGUAAUCACUUAUCGUGUUCAAAGAAAGGGACGCAAAACUUUAUGUACAUUUACUGUUCCAAUUUUUGGACAACCCCUUAAGUCGGAGGAGGUAGCCAUGAAAAGUAACCAAGGGCAUGAUGUCAUUGUUUCCAAAGUGUUCGAAAAAGACAAGAAAUACUACUGUGAGGUAUCUGCUGAUCUUCCCGAGUUAAAUGCGUUUGUUUUCGUAACCCGCCCAAAGCAGGAAACAUUCACAGCAUCAACUGACGAUAUCACCAUCACUUCAGAAAUCAACGAUAAAGUUAAAAUAGUGUUUCCAAAAGGGACAUUUGAGGAACCUACAAAAGUAUUUCUUCAGGUAACGGAUCCACCAGAUGCUGGUAUCUUGGAGUCUGCAGAAAUGAAGGAUGUAUACUCUAUCACACCUUUCGUUCGAUCACAAGCUGAAAAUUACGUAGGUCCAAAACAGGAAAUUCAAAUGCAACUACCUCUACCGGAAGAAUAUGGCGUUGGUGGAACUAUAAAGGUGUUCAGCUCCAACGUGUACGAAAUCGAUGACAUUAAUGAGAACAGCUGGAACUUGCUGGACACGAGGUGUAAUAUAUCCAAAGAUGUUAUUUCGUUCGAUACAAGGACGUUUUCUUUAAAAGUUGCAAUCGAAACCAAAAAGGACGUUUCGGUUGAAAAACUUAGACCGCAAGUCCACUCGCUGUUUCAGCGUGCACGGAAAAUAGACCAUUCUGUUAAAUUUCUUGCCAUGUCUAGACGUAUGGAAGAAACCGAUUCUUUUCAGGUGGCUAUAGAAUGUGCUCCAGUAGACAGGGUUGAUGCUUGUAGAGACUUCUGGAUAAACGAAGGCUUUAAAGACCAACGAUCUAAAAAGUCUCCAACAAACACAGUGAAAUCCAGAGAACAUUUCAUAUUAUUUGUGAAGAAUCUCAAAAUGGUAGGCGAUUCUGAGGAUAUUCAAUUUCAAUUUCAUCCAAGGAGGAGAAAUUUUCAGUGCUUCACAAUAGAAACUUCACAACAGGUGAAGAAAGUUUCGGGACAGGUUCAAGUGAAUAAAAUUCUUCCUAACACUGAUAGUGAUCAAACCGGUGAAACUAAGAGGAAAACUAAAAGCAUUACAAACAUCCUUAUAAACCUGUCAAAGGAACCAGAGGAGGACGAAGAGCCCGAGGAAGAGGAGGAGGAAAAGAAAGAGGCGGAGGUUCCUCCAACACUGGAACCUCCUAAAGACAUCACCAAACCGGCACCAGUCCCUAAACCGAUCACCCCCAGCAGAAACCUGCUGACACCGAGUGAAACGAGCGAGCCUACGAACAGGACGUCCAUUGCAGUCAUGAAAGAGAAAAGCUUUGAUUUCACCCUGAGCGAAAAGGGGGACCCUUCCUUUAAAGGUUUCACGGACGAUCAAUUUCUUCGCGAGACAUGUAAAGAGAUGGACGAGGAAUGGUAUAAAGUGGCGGUUCUCAUGGGCUGGAACUAUGCUGACAUUGAGAGAAUGAUAAAGGAAAACAAUCCGUCGCAGGAAGAACUCAUCUGGCAUUUUUUGCUUUCCUGGCGAAACAUGUGUAAGACGAAGGACGAUCUGGGUCUGCCUGUCCUAGUCACUGCUCUGUCCAAAGGAGGAAGGAGGGACCUGUGUACAUUAAUUACGCUACAACUUAGACACUGGACUACUGUGGAGGAAAACAAAAAGACAAAGUUUUACAGAUGGGUGUUGAAAGCUUUUAAUAACUCCGAUUUAAUGAAUCCAGGAGAUUACCCACCUCCACUCUCGGAUCAGUUCCUGGUUUUGCUGGUGGACAUGACUAAAUGCCAGACUGAGAUUUUGGAGCCACUUGGUUUGACUCAGAAAGAGAUAGAAAGAGUCAUGUCGAGUAACAGAUAUAAAUCCCCGGAUGAAAAAAUGUUAAAGUUGUUCAUCAUGGGACGUGAAAAAUCUACCCUGAAGAAAGAUUACUUGAAGAAGUUGGUACGAGCUUUGGAACAUUACGGCCUUCAGGAUGCAAAGCGUUGGCUCAUCAUUGCCUGUAAAAAGUGGCUUGAAAUCACCGAGAAGAGUGGGGACCCGUUCUGUGAAGAUGUGAACCAUGUCAUUAAAGCGUUCAUCUGAGACUUUUCCCCGUCAGCUUGCCCCCCCCCCUCCCCACUCCUCCAGUAUUAUCAAUUCAGGAUUUAUUUUUUGUCUUCAGAAUACCAAUUGAAUGAUGUCUUUCAAUUUAAAAAUAAACACUAUAUUUGCUUGUCAUUAUUUGUGUGAAGUUUAAACGUUGACUGUAUAUUU
Molecule: messenger RNA, 3570 nt
Organism: Saccostrea cuccullata (small rock oyster)
Lineage: Eukaryota; Metazoa; Mollusca; Bivalvia; Ostreida; Ostreidae
Exons: 18
Coding region: 157-3399 (1080 amino acids)
Biological process (GO): signal transduction
Molecular function (GO): protein binding
Source: RefSeq, a predicted model, not a curated record